Messenger RNA from Aspergillus udagawae, 1665 nucleotides. RefSeq lists its product as uncharacterized. Gene Ontology annotation, molecular function: thiol oxidase activity. The record is from RefSeq and is a predicted model, not a curated record. Bases 1 to 1665 code for a protein of 554 amino acids. NCBI's taxonomy places the organism in Eukaryota, Fungi, Ascomycota, Eurotiomycetes, Eurotiales, Aspergillaceae. The transcript has a single exon.
AUGUCCGCCAAUAUAGCAGCCUCAAUGCUUUUACCACGCACUCAGGCUACGCGCCACAAACAAAACGUCUUUCUCGCCCUCGUCAUUUCGACAUUCUGUCGCAAUGUUUAUUCAAACCCACAACACUACCGCACUUCCUGGCCUGCCGCGGUUCAGGGCCGUUGGGCAAUGUUACGGGACGAGCGCUUGUCGCAAAGUCACCCACUGACUACCACCACCAAGGACGGUGACGGCGGCGUUCAAUGCGGAACGCCGGACGACAGCCAGCCAAUGUGGUUCACACAGGGCGGUUGCAGCCUUGCAAGUCAAGACCUCACCUACGCCGACAUGAGUGGUAAUACCACUGUCAUCCGCACGGCCGCAAAGGGGGAUCUUAUCAAAUUGACUUGCGAUGACGUGUAUUGCCCGAUCCCAGCUCGACUCGACUGUUAUGAACAGCCGGGUAUCUGCUCGUCCGAUGAAUGGUGCAUGAUUGACAUCCACGAGAGAUGGGGCCCGUGGGCCAUGGACCGUGAUGGAUCUACUCCCCAGUGGGAAUACUGCUACAAUGCCGCCGAUUUCGUCGUGAACUCUACUAACGAGGCGUUGAUCUCCAGCUACAAUGCCGAUUGUGUUGCCAGCACCGUUGGCGAUUACGGCAUCAAACUUGGACCCAAGACGGAAGCCUGGAAACCUAUAAGAGGUAGAUGCGUCGCAUUCCGAAAAGUGGAGGAGAGCUGCAUUGGUAACCCACUAGAGUUUGGCCCGUUUGAACCCGAAUUUGGUCUGAAGUAUGCCCGGGAACAAAAUGGUUGGCCGUUCCCUCGCCCGCUCGUUUGCGGUCCCGGGCUUACCUGCACGGGUGCUGACUUUGAGGUCCGCCCAUCGACCUGCGUUGUCCAACGGCCCCCCAAUACGUGCUUUGCUGGUCCGUGGUGGGAUUCCACCCAGUGCCCGAGAACAGAAUCUGAAGCUCCAAAAGGCGGCCUAACCAUGAAUCAGGCGGUGGAAGCUCUUCGCAGGGCUAUCUUGUUGUAUCCGGGCGAGAUAGCCUCUCCUGGAGAGUGCGCCUAUUGGAAUCGCACUAGUAACAUCGGCGUGAGUGUGCUCGCUACACAGCAUAGGAUCUACAACAUAGCCGCUGCCCUGUGGCCGAACCAACUCUUCAAUAGAAUACCUAGUUUCGAUGAAGUUCUGCAACUGAUUCCGGAUCCCAAUCUUUACGGAAGUCCCUCGGACUGCGUCGCUCAAGCUGACGUUCCUGGCUCGGACAUAAACAAAGCUCUCGCUAGCGCGGCCACACUUUCCUCGCAACCUAACCAAGUGUGGUCGCUCGUUCACUUUUUGAUGCACAACCAACAAGCUCCGCUGAGCCCUAAGCGUGUUGCUGCCUCACGAGCACUCGCCGCUCACCUCUCGGAAAGCUUCUGGUGUGACGACUGUCGGGGCUUCUUCUCAGUUGGCGUUAUCGAGGUAUACGGACUUCCACCUCUGAGCUCAAAUCCUGAAGACCACGCCCGAUGGUGGUGGUACGGCCACAAUGUCGCUUCAGAACACGUCGCCUCGACCCGUGGUGGCCAUCCCUGGAUCCAUGAAUUGGGGGAGCGAGACGUUGCUUCGUUUCAGAAUCCCUACUUCAUGAUCUGGAAAGAUGCUGUGGACAUGUGGACAUACAAUAAUUCUUAA